Messenger RNA from Cucurbita pepo subsp. pepo (vegetable marrow), 2736 nucleotides. Its product is annotated as cyclin-dependent kinase C-2 C. Gene Ontology annotation, cellular component: cyclin-dependent protein kinase holoenzyme complex; nucleus. NCBI's taxonomy places the organism in Eukaryota, Viridiplantae, Streptophyta, Magnoliopsida, Cucurbitales, Cucurbitaceae. Gene Ontology annotation, biological process: positive regulation of transcription elongation by RNA polymerase II; protein phosphorylation. Gene Ontology annotation, molecular function: RNA polymerase II CTD heptapeptide repeat kinase activity; ATP binding. The record is from RefSeq and is a predicted model, not a curated record.
AAAGUCUGAAACGGUUAGAUUUCAGGUUUUGCAAUUCCAAGAAAACAAAAGGGCAGAGAGGAAAGGGAAGAAGCAGAGGAGGCAGUUAGGACCCACGAAUGUUUCUCUUUCUCGCAUCCUCUGCUUUCGGACCGUUUCUCAGAGAAACAAAAACAACCCGAACUCUUUGGCCAAGUCCUCUUCCGCAGAUCUCGCAAUCCCAGAGGAGUAGGGAUAGGCCAUUGGUACGCCAACAACUUAACCCAAAAAUGGCUCUGAUUUCUUAUGAAUUCAAGUCAUUUUCCCUUCCUUUUUUCCUCCCUCACAUAAUGGAGAACACCCUCUUGAGCUGGUGGACGUAGGGGUUCCAUUUCCCCCUUGCUGAGCCCAUUUCCCGAUCGGGGUCGAUCUCUGUUGCUUUUGCUUCUCUGAUCGAUGCUGUCGGGAUUUGGUGGUUCAUGGGUUGCAUUAGUUCCAAGCAGGUUACUAAGGCGACAAAAUCUCCCGUCCGCAAACGCCGUGCCACCACCACCGCCACUGCCACCGUCGCCGCAAAUGGCGCUGCUGUGACCCUGGAUCCUUUGUCCAGAACGCACUCUGUGACGACGCUCGAUCAUGACAAUAAAGGGGAUAACAAAUCGGAUGAUCGGAAUCGAGAACUCAGAAAAUCUAAGAAAGAGAGCUCCCAAGGGGUGAAGGCUUCUCAUAGCCUCAAAUUAGGGGCUCCUCAGCGCAAUGUUGAAGCCGAGCAGGUUGCCGCAGGCUGGCCUUCUUGGCUCAGUAGUGCCGCCGGCGAGGCUGUUCACGGAUGGGUUCCUCUCCGAGCUGAUUCCUUCGAAAAGUUGGAGAAGAUUGGACAAGGUACAUACAGCAGCGUGUUCCGUGCGCGACAAGUUGAUACAGGGAGGAUGGUUGCCUUGAAGAAGGUUCGUUUCGACAAUUUCCAACCAGAGAGCAUUAGAUUUAUGGCACGAGAAAUCAUGAUUUUGCGCAGGCUCGAUCACCCAAACAUCAUGCACUUAGAAGGCAUAAUUACUUCCAAAAUGUCUAGCAGCAUUUACCUUGUAUUUGAAUACAUGGAACAUGAUCUUGCAGGCCUUGUGUCUUGUCCUGAUAUCGAAUUCAGUGAGGCACAGGUCAAGUGUUAUAUGAGACAGCUUCUAUCUGCAAUUGAGCAUUGCCACCUUCGGGGUAUAAUGCAUAGGGACAUUAAAGCAUCCAAUAUUUUGGUAAACAAUGAAGGAAUUCUCAAGUUGGCAGAUUUUGGAUUAGCAAAUGUCAUAAACACAAGAAACAAGCAAGUGCUAACAAGUCGAGUGGUAACCUUAUGGUAUCGACCUCCCGAGCUUCUGAUGGGUUCGACUGAUUAUGGAUUAACCGUCGACCUUUGGAGCAUAGGAUGUGUAUUUGCAGAACUGCACCUGGGAAAACCCCUUCUUAAAGGAAGAACCGAGGUUGAACAAUUGCACAAAAUAUUCAAACUUUGCGGCUCCCCACUUGAAGAGUUCUGGAAGAAAACAAAGCUUCCUCAUGCAGCUAUGUUCAGACCCCAACAUGCAUAUGAAAGUUCCCUGAACGAAAAGUGUAAAGAUUUUACCCCAUCUGCAUUGAGCCUUUUGGAAACUUUUCUUGCCAUUGAACCUUACAAGCGCGGGACCGCCUCAUCUGCUCUCAUGUCUGAGUAUUUCAAAACGAAACCAUAUGCUUGCGAUCCAUCUACCUUGCCCAAGUAUCCACCAAACAAAGAAAUGGAUGCCAAAAACCGUGAAGAUGCACGAAGGAAGAAGGCAAAUGCAAGGACAAAAGAACCUGUACCAACACAAAGGGCUAGAAGAGUUAGAAGAAAUUUGCCAGAACUCAACGGCCAAAAAGUGCAAGCAAAAGAGGAUGGAGAAGAAAACAUUCAACCUUCUAGGCGGAACAAUGGCAGCAAUCAUUCCAAUGAACAAGGUGACGUUUUCCAGAGAGAGUCGCAGAAGCCACCAUAUGAUACAACAUCGGAAGCUGCCGCUGCAACUGCACCAAAUCAGAUAGGAGACAGCGCAUUCACAGCCCCAAUUCCACUCUCAGCGUCUAGCGGCUUUGCUUGGGUAAAGAAGCGGAAAGAGGAAGCUACAUCUACAAUAUCAGAUGGUCUUAAAAGCCAAAUAAGUGCUCUGGAUCCAUCUUUUGCAAAUUACACCCUUGAAUUCACAAGAAAAUACAAUGAACAUACGAAGAUUCCAGCCAAUUCAGUCACGCAGGACUAUGAAUUGCGAAAGCAGCAAAGGAGAGUACAUGAUUUUCCCGAGUCUUUUGAUGCAUCCGAAGAAUCAUUCUUGGAGAUGUCCAAUGAACUCUAUCCGAAACAACAAACCAUUGUCACAGCACAUCUGGACAACGAUGAUACGGAAUCACACAUUGAAUUCACAGGACCUCUGUUAACACAGCCCCAUAGAGUAGAUGAACUCCUGCAACGAAAUGAAAACCACAUCCGACGAGUAUCUCGGAAAUCCAGGUUCGAAAGAGAUAAAUAAUGCAUUCAUUUUCCGGUGCAAUAGUCAGAUGAUAGACGUACAUAAAAACCACACUUAGCAGCAGUUCCACAAUCUCAUGCCUGCGUCCACAAGGAGAGCUCAAAUUGACAUUUGCUACCCGACACCAAAAACAAGCCCACGGUAGUAGAAAAGAAGAAGCUUCCACAAAUAUUCAUACAUUUAUUUAAGAUGUUCAGACAAAUUGAAUGAAAAAUACCGUCGGAUGCAAUUGAUCAAAUUA